AUGGCAACUAGUGGUAGUAAAAGAUCAAAAAAUCAAUUAAGACGAGAGAAACUUAAACAAAGAAAACUUGAAGAAAAGGUUAAAAAUAAUGAAGAUUCUAUUAAAAAAUCAAUUGAUUUACAAUCAAAAAUAAAUGAACAAUCUAAACAAGAACCAAGUAUUGAUAUAUCUAUAGAUAAUCCAUUAUUUGAACAAUUCCAAUCUGUAUUUAAUAAAUUUAAUAAUAAUAAUAAUGAUAAAUCUCAACAGAAUGAAGCCAAAGACAUAUCCGAAACAAAUCAAGAUACCCAAGAUGUUAAUUCCCAAUCAUCAUCAUCAUCUGAAGAAGAAGAAGAAGAUAGUGAUGAUGAUUCAGAAGAAGAUCAAUCAUCAAUUAAAAAACUUUCUAAAAGACAACUUCGAAUACAAAAUAAAAUUCCAUUAGGUAAAUUAAAAUCAUUUAGUAAAAAUCCUCAAAUUGUUGAUAUUCAUGAUAUUGAUUCAAAAGAUCCAUAUUUAUUAAUUUCAAUUAAAUCACAAGCAAAUAUUAUUCCUAUUCCUAUUAAUUGGAGUUUUAAAAGAGAUUAUUUAUCAUCUAAAAGAGGUAUUGAGAAAUUACCAUUUCAAUUACCUAAAUAUAUUCAAUCAACAGGAAUUUCAGAAAUGAGAUCAAUAGAUAAUAAUGAUGAAAAUCUAAAAUUAAGACAAAAACAACGGGAUAAAAUUCAACCAAAAUUAGGUAAAUUAGAUUUAGAUUAUGAAAAAUUAUAUAAUGCAUUUUAUAAAUUUCAAACUAAACCAAGAUUAUUUCCUUAUGGUGAAAUAUUUGAAGAAGGUAAAGAAUCAAAUGAUGAAUUAAUUUCAAAAAUUAUGAAAAUUAAACCAGGUAUAAUUUCAAAAAAUUUACGUAUGGCAUUAGGUAUGCCAAUUGAUGAUAUAACUAUACCUCCUGCUUGGAUAACUAUUAUGAAAGAUAUUGGGAAACCUCCAUCUUAUAAAGAUUUAAUUAUUCCUGGUUUAGAUAUUGGGUAUAGUAAUACUGGUUAUAAAGAUCAAAAUGGUGAUUCAAAAAGAAAGAAUUUUAAACAUUGGGGUAGAUUGAAUGCACUUGAUGAGUCCUCCUCUGACGACGACGACGAGGAGGAAGACGAAGAACAAGAGGAAGAGGAAGAAGAACAAGAGGAAGAACUAGAGGAAAAAGAAGAACAACAACAACAACUAGAGGAGAAGAAGGAAGAACAUCAAGAACCAACGUUAAAUGAUAUAUUAUCUGGACUUUCUGCAGAUAAUAAAGAAGAAAAGACAAAUAAAGAUAAAAAAUUAUUUAAAAUAUUAAAAGAAUCAACUUUGAAAUCUGAUGAUUCUUCAAUUACAGGAUAUACUUAUGAUUUAAAAGAUGAAAAUAAACCACAAGUGAAAGAGACGAAAAAGGAUACAUCAAAAGAUCAACAACAACAAGAAGAAGAAUUUAAAUUUUAG
Molecule: messenger RNA, 1458 nt
Organism: Candida tropicalis MYA-3404
Lineage: Eukaryota; Fungi; Ascomycota; Pichiomycetes; Serinales; Debaryomycetaceae
Product: U2 snRNP complex subunit
Exons: 1
Coding region: 1-1458 (485 amino acids)
Biological process (GO): mRNA splicing, via spliceosome
Cellular component (GO): U2 snRNP; catalytic step 2 spliceosome; U2-type spliceosomal complex
Source: RefSeq, a predicted model, not a curated record